AUGAUCCUAGAGAUGCCGAUGCCGGCACGGAUGUGUUGGUGUAGGUGUGAAAGUACCACCAUUUUGGCCAGAGGAACCCACUUGGACUGGUUCGCUCAAGUCGAAAGCCAGUUCACGUUAUCUCGAAUAACAACCGACGAGACUAAGUUUUGCUAUUUAGUGGCUCAAUUAGAUCACCAAUAUGCAGCUGAAGUAAAAGACGUAAUUACUAAUCCGCCUGUAACAGAUAAAUAUUUAAAACCUAAAAACGAGCUCAUUAAACGCCUAUCUGCCUCAAAGGAGAAACGCGUAAAGCAACUUAUAAUGCACGAGGAGCUAGGCGACCGAAAACCAUCACAGUUCCUACGUCAUCUCGAAGGACUGGCAGGUCCAUCAGUCCCUAAAAAUUUUUUAGCCACUUUAUGGUCUAGUCGAUUACCUCAGACAAUUCAAACAGUAAUUGCUUCGCUGAUAGAUCUACCGUUAGAGAAGCUGGCAGAAUUGGUCGACAAGGUGCAUGAAAUUGCUCCAUCAACACCGCAGAUAGCAAGUACAUCUUCUAAUACUUCAUCUUCUUCAUACGAUGACUUGGCGACAAAAUAA
Melitaea cinxia (Glanville fritillary) is the source of this 582-nucleotide messenger RNA. RefSeq lists its product as uncharacterized. Lineage: Eukaryota; Metazoa; Arthropoda; Insecta; Lepidoptera; Nymphalidae. Bases 1 to 582 code for a protein of 193 amino acids. The transcript has a single exon. The record is from RefSeq and is a predicted model, not a curated record.